UGUUAGACUUUACAGGAGGUGAUUUUGCUGUGGAUUGUCACUUGGGAGACAUGACAGAAGCGGAGGCUUUAUGCGUUCUGAAUGGACUACAGUCCUAUUAUCAUGAUUUGGGGCCGAUUGGACAAGAGAAGAGACACUCUCCUCAUCAGAUCAGCACCAUGAUAAGCUUGCUGCAAAGAAGUGGCCUAAAAGUGGAGGAUCUAGACCAUCUCAAUAUCAUUCAUGUGACAGGAACAAAGGGCAAGGGCUCGACAUGUGCAUUCACUGAGCAGAUUCUGAGAAGUCAUGGCUUUCGCACAGGAUUUUACAGUUCCCCUCAUUUGGUUCAAGUCAGGGACAGGAUUCGAAUCAAUGGACAGCCCAUUGGAGAAGAGCUCUUCACUAAAUACUUCUGGCAGGUUUAUGAACGACUGGAGGAAACUAAGGAUGCCCAUGGAGGGACGAUGCCAACACAAUUUGGUUUCUUCACUCUCAUGGCUUUCCAUGUGUUUCUUGAGCAGAAGGUGGAUUUAGUGAUAUUGGAAGUUGGGAUUGGUGGAUUUUAUGACUGCACCAACAUUAUAAGGAAGCCAUGGGUGUGUGGUAUCACCUCUCUGGGUAUAGACCACACUCAGAUUCUUGGAGACACCAUUGAAAAGAUCGCGUGGCAUAAAGGAGGCAUCUUCAAGCCAGGGGUUCCUGCUUUCACAGUCAAACAGCCAGAAGACGCGAUGGCUGUGCUCAGAGACAGGGCCAAAGAGAUAAGAUGUCCUCUGUGGGUGUGUCCAGAGCUGGAGGACUACCAGGCAGACUGUGGACCUUUACAUCUGGGCCUGGCUGGACAGCACCAGCGCUACAACGCCUCCCUGGCCCUCCAGCUAAGUCACACUUGGCUGCAGAAAAGACGUCUGUCAGAAGAAAGCUUUCCCUCCUCCACUGUUGAGAACACAGGAGGUGUACUUCAGGCGACUCCCUUCAAGCCCAGCCCCAUCAUGGUGAAAGGGCUGGCAGACACAGUAUGGCCUGGAAGGAGCCAGACUGUGAAACAUGGAGCGGUCACGUAUUUCUUAGAUGGAGCUCACACCAUGCGCAGUAUGCAGGCCUGUGCAGACUGGUUCACAGAGGCUGCAGCUCAGCACGAAAGGAAUGCAAGUGGACCUGUGGCCAAAGUUUUGCUGUUCAAUACAACAGGAGAGAGAGACUCAGCUGCCCUACUUAAACCACUGCUGCCAUUUCAUUUUGACUUUGUUGUGUUCUGCCCAAACAUCAUUAAAGCUUGUGUUGCAGACAAGCAGUACAUCAGUGUCUUGACUCGCUGCUUGGACAAUGAGAGGAGCUGGCAUCUCCACAACAAGGUGGGAGAUAACAAAGGUCCACAGCUGCUCAUUGAGGACAGCCUCCCCCUGAACAGUGAAAAGAAAGCAGACACCCUGGUCUUCCCCUGCAUCCUCAGCGCCCUCCAGUGGAUCACUCAGGGCAGGGAUUCAGUGGUGGCAGACCCUGCUGGCAUUGUCUUACCCAACAUCAUGUCCAAAGCUGCUGUGCUCCGCGAUGCAGCUGAGAUCCACGUCCUCAUCACUGGAAGCCUCUACCUCGUGGGAGGAGUACUCAGAAUCUUCCAGCUUCCUCCAAGUAAAUGGAUCACAUGAAAUUUAUUUGACUGAAUUUCAAUGCAGUUUAAAUAAUGAAUGGGCAUUCUGAAUAUAUACAUAUUUACCUUGGUGGAAGAAAAACACUUUCUCUCUGUGUAGAUGAGGCUUUUAUUAUUAUAACUUUCUGAAUAAUGAACUGUAGGUGUUUGCAUGAAUAGGAUAAUGCAGUAAGGUACUGUUGUUGUCUUUGUGCAGCGAUCAUUGAUACUAUCUGGAUGAACCAGAUAGGUGUGCUGAUGUUUAUUACAUCAUGUUACAUUUAUACAAAAACUGCAGAUGAAUAAUUUGUAACACCCGACUGUUAUCUUUCACAGUCUUUAUAAAUGAAAAACAUUUUGCAUGGCUUCUACCUUUUAGUCAGAUUUUUAAAAACUUCUUAAUAACAAAGCCUAAUCAUCUUUGCUGUGGAUGUCCAAGUAUUCUAGCUCAAAUGUAUAGCAUCAGAUGUAAUGCACUUAAAAUGCAUUUAAAUGGAACUUGUCACUUGCCAAUCACCAAAGUAGUGAAUAUGAAGUCUGCUCAGUUAUGAGUCAGUUACAAAUAUAGGUAUGGAAAUAGUGUCCAUCAUUGUUUUCAAUAUUUCUGGGUCUCUCCUUUGUGAACUUAAAGCUUAAUAAAAUGUGUUUCUGUAGUAUAGA
Scatophagus argus is the source of this 2269-nucleotide messenger RNA. Its product is annotated as folylpolyglutamate synthase, mitochondrial-like. Gene Ontology annotation, molecular function: tetrahydrofolylpolyglutamate synthase activity; ATP binding. NCBI's taxonomy places the organism in Eukaryota, Metazoa, Chordata, Actinopteri, Scatophagidae. Gene Ontology annotation, cellular component: cytosol; cytoplasm; mitochondrion. Gene Ontology annotation, biological process: tetrahydrofolylpolyglutamate biosynthetic process. Bases 51 to 1628 code for a protein of 525 amino acids. The transcript is spliced from 15 exons. The record is from RefSeq and is a predicted model, not a curated record.